This is a messenger RNA of Calliphora vicina (urban bluebottle blowfly), 7094 nucleotides long. Its product is annotated as nuclear factor related to kappa-B-binding protein. The transcript is spliced from 6 exons. Gene Ontology annotation, molecular function: protease binding. The coding region runs from base 345 to 6551 and encodes 2068 amino acids. Gene Ontology annotation, cellular component: Ino80 complex. The record is from RefSeq and is a predicted model, not a curated record. Lineage: Eukaryota; Metazoa; Arthropoda; Insecta; Diptera; Calliphoridae.
AUUAAAUGACACUUUGUGCUUUUAAAAAUGUUCAGAAAAUUACAAUCGAGUGAAAAAAACACGAGUAGAGCAGUACAAGCCACAAGACAAUUGCGAAAGAAACGACGAAAAAUCAUGUAAAUUGCGCAUUUAUGCCCCGACAGAAAAAAAGAAAAUCAAUUUUAGAAAUAAUUGAGGCUAUAAGCAUUUACAAAUUCACAAUAUUCUUUGGGAGCCGCUUACAAAGUGUCGAAACCAAAAAUAUACAACCGAAGGGGGAAAUAAGGUGGUGUGAGAUCAUUUUUACAAGGAAAGUGACAAACGUAUUUCAAUUAAAGUGAAAAUACUAAAAAGUAUAAAUCCAUAUGUCAGAUUCGGAAUACAGUGAAUCCUUGGAUGUGAAUGGCCAAGAUGAAAGUGAAGGAAAUGAAAUACACAUGCAACUGUUACAACAGCAGCAACAACAGCAAUAUUUAAACCAGCAACAGCAGCAGCAGCAAAUACAGCAACAAAAUGUAAGCUAUAUGACCUAUGCUGGAUCCACAUCCACUUCCGGAGAGUCAAGUAUCUCGACAACUUCCUCCGAUGAAUCGGAUGAAGGAGACUCAGAAGAUACUUUGGAAUUGGCCAAGAUAACCAAUGAGGUUUUAAGUUUACCUCGAGGGCUUUGUGAAAAUGCCGCCAUAUUCCAGGAGUUUUUCUCAUUGGAAACAUGGCAGGAAUUGCCCCAACCAGUGCAAAAUCAUUUACAACAAUUCCUGCCCCGUUUCAAUCAAAUUUUACCCCCUCAAAUGGCCGCUGUAGAACAGUCUCGCACGCUUUCUAUGCUCUUCAACAAUGAACUAACGCGUUUUGGCGAAUCGCCCUUAAAAUCACUGCAGCAACAACUAGAAGUUGGCAACUGUAGACCCGAUAUCAUAAAACUACGUCAAAAUAUUUUGAAAUCCAGACGUAGAGAACAAAGAUUUCAACAUUGUGAACGUCUGUCACAAAUGGCUAAACAAUUGUUUCUCUCCCGCCAAAGACUAUUGGAUACCGCCUAUAAAUCCUCACCGGACAUAGUUAUGCAACCAAACACAGUCUCCCUCAAUAAACACCAGCCUAAACCCUCACAUCUUUUCACAGACAACAAGCUGUCGGCCAUGCGUGCCCGUAAACGUUUCUAUAGCGAAAUUUCACAAUUGGCUCAGCAAUUGGGCUUAAAAGGCGAUGUUGUGUUGAGUGCCGAUGAGGAAGAUGAGGAUGGUUUGCUGGUGGAUGAAUUGAAAAAGGAUAUGCAAUUACAACAGCGCGGUUUGGAAAUUGAAAGUGAAGCCGUCAAGACUUCAACAUCAUUGGCUGAUCGUUGUAUUUAUAGUACGAUCUUUAAGAAGCAUCAGAAUGUGGAGGACGAAGAGGCUUGCCGUUUGCAGCAAAAAUCAAAACAAUCUAAAUUGACGAAUCGCAACUUCAAAGAGUUUUUGAGAGAACAUAAGCGCAGGAAAAUAACAGAGCCGACUCAGCCCGAAUUUGAAACAUCUGAUAUUCGUUUGAGAGAUGUGUGUGCUCGGGCUCAAAUGGGUGGUAAUUUCAAGCGUAUGUUUGCUUUUGGUAAGACUCCCGGACGUAAACCCAAAACAACGUCCACAACUUUGACAGCAACCUCAACAGCAACAACAACACCAGCUACGCAGACAAACAUCUCAUCAGCAAUGUUAACAACAAAUGCUACAAAUACCAUACCCUCCACAACAACAAUUACACAUCCCAUAACUCUCAUAUCACUACCGCCACCAUCGCUGCCGCUGCCACCACCACCACCAAAACUCAGUGAACCGCCCGCAUUAGUGCCCAUACAGCCAACACUUAAAAAGCCCGAAACAUAUCAAAUCGUCACAACAGCCACCAAAUCUUCGCCAAAGGAAUAUCAUCUGCAACAGCAGCAGCAACAUCAUUUAUCCCAGCAGCAACAACAUUCCUUGCAUAGCUCAAACGUAUCUUUAGAAAUGCCACACAAAACGAAUGAUACCUUAAAUAUUGCCCAACUAAUAACGAAUCAUGCGGAUAAUCUUAAUUUGUGCAUGGAUGAUUCUUCGCUUUUAACGGGCGACCAUGAUGCCUUCAACAUGCUCGACAAUGAGGUGGAAUUGCAGCAGGAAGAGGUAGAAACAUUCGGUGGCACCUGUGAGGAAACUAUACCGGCCUUUGUUAUUGGCAAUGAUGUGGUCAUGCCUUCAGGCGACAAGCUUAAUGACAGCAAGAAAAACAUGUUAAAUGUACGAGCCAGUCAUCAGACACAGCAAUUGGAAAAUGUUGUUUUGCAACAGCCAGUGCCAAAAUUAGAACCUCUCUCUAGAACACCUUUAAUAAGUACGAAAUCAUCUUCAUCUUCGUCCUCCACAAGCACACCACCCACUGUUAGUGAAUUGAUACAGGAAACUCAUGCUUGUUACUUCUCUUUAAUACGUGACUUUUUCUGUUCCACGCCUAAUCAUCGUAUGCGUUACGAUGACCUGCGACACAAGAUUGAUGUUUGGCUGCGCAAUCCCAUUACAGCUCUAAAUGAAUGGUAUUCUUUGUCGGAAAAUUGGUCAAAUCUCUUAAAGUCGGCUAUACAAUUUUUGGUGGGUGAAUUUCCCGAUCUACCAGAUGAAUAUGUGCCCUAUAUAGAGCAUAAGAUGCAAUUGAAUAUCUAUCAGUGGAUAGGAGCGGGACGUGAUUCCGAUAACCGGCUCAGUGAGCUGUGUACUUUGUGGAUGGAGAAACGUAAACAACCCAAUGAUAAACAUGCCAACAGUGUAACACACUCGGAACUUAAAUUAGAAAUAUGCCCCCGAAGUUCGAUAGAAAAUGAUGACUCGCGGGAUGAAGGCAGCGAUAAUGGGGGAGGCUUAACACCACCACCUCCACCGCCCAGAUGUCCCACCAACUGGACUGUAAGAGCAGCUACCUUGGAGGAAAUUAGCGAAUUCCAAAGACAGGAAAGAGACAGAUUCGAGCAGCCUCACAAGGCCUUUACUUAUCACAUGCAUGGCUAUGAAAGUGUGGUGGGUCCGGUAAAAGGCAUCUACUCGCCUUUGCUAGCACUUAGCAAGGCUCGCGGUCACAGCAUGAUGGUGGGGGAUAGACCUAACUUUGUUACCAUUCUAACCUUGGUAAGAGAUGCCACUGCCCGUUUGCCCAAUGGUGAGGGCACUCGUGCAGAAAUCUCCGAACUUUUAAAAUGUUCACAAUACAUAAAUCGCGAUGCUUCGGAAAAUGUUUUACAAACCAUAGUCAGUGGGGCUUUGGAUCGUAUGCACACUGAACACGAUCCGUGUGUGCGCUACGACCCCAAACGCAAAAUAUGGAUAUAUUUACAUCGCAAUCGCACAGAAGAUGAAUUUGAGCGCAUGCAUCAGCAAAAUCAAACUAUAGGCAAAACGAAAAAGCUGCCCCAAAGAAAACCCAAGCCUCUAUGCAAUACCACAGGCAGUGGCAAGCCGUCAUCAAUGGCGGACAAUGAUAAUUUCAUAGUAGUAAACAGUUCUGAAGCCAGUAAUGGCAGCAGCCCCGUCACAGGUUCUCUAAUAACCAUGCCUGCCUUGGUACCUUCAAAUCCCAUUAUUGUUAGCAACAACAGCGGAGUACAAAGGCAGCAACAGGUUUUGCAACAGCAGUUGAUAAACACUAACAAAUGUCCACCAGUUCCUCCCUUGAAAUACAAUAUACCCCACACCACACAAACCAUCAGUAGUAAUCAGAGCCAACAGCAGCAGCAGCAACAACAACAACAGAAAUCCUUAUUAAAAACCACCAUACGAACAGAAAACAAAACAAUAUCUUCCACGUCCAUUAAUGCCGGCAGCAGCAGCAAUCUAAUCAAACAGCAUAGUUUUCAAAUGCCACAAAAAAAGAAUGCUCCUAAUCAAAAUACUACCCCUAUUAUAGUGGCCACGCCGCAAGGUCUGCAAACAGUGCAUGUUUCAAAUGCCACCUCGGUCAUGCCGGCACAAUCGGCUAACAACCCACAACAACAACAACCGCAAACUUCCACUGCGCAGCAACAACAACAUACCAACAUUACCGCCAAUUUAGCCGGCAAACGAGUCACUCUCAACAAGCCCAUAAUCAUUAACCAAGUUACAACAACAUCCUCAUCUCCCUCCUCAGCAGCCAGCUCUUCGAACAUCUCGAUGGCCAAUCAAAAGCUGAAAUCACCCCAACUCAUACAAAAAACUCAAUUAAUACAAAAUCGCAUCACACUACAAACAAAUCAACACCAGCUUAUAACCCAACAGCAGCAACAAUCGAAUCUUAUUAUACCCAUAUCAAUGGCCAACAAUAUGACGCUUAAUAUGCAUCCUACUUCCAAUGUUACAGACAGUUCCACUGCUCAAUCUAGCACUGGUACUAGCUCGUCUUCUGCUUCCCUCAGCAAUAAACAGAAUAUCAUACGUUUAGUGCCCGCUUCAAAUGUUAAAAACCUCAUGAAUUCACCCACAGCCACAACCACGCAAAUUGUCAAUAGGCAAAGACAAAUUGUGGGCACAACAGCAGGUACAGACCGGCCAGCUACUCCGCAACAUCAACAACAAAAGACUCAAACUACUGGCUUGCAGUUGCUAUCGAAUAAUGGCAAUGUGAUUACUGUGGCCGGCACGGUUUCAAAUCAAGCUGGUUCUAUUGUUAAAAUGUCGCCACAACAGUUUGCCUCCCUACAGCAGAAACAUGGUCAACAGCAGCAACAUAUUAUUGUGAAGCAGGCAGGCGUUAACAAAACCCAAAGCACAGUUUUGGCGACGACGGGUAACAAACCUCAGAGAGUUAUUUUGGGCAACACUUCAAUUGUUGGUCAAACUGGUCAAGGUAAAAACAUUGUCCUACAACAAAUACCAGUGGCAUCAUCUUCGGUUGUAGUUACACCCUCCCAAGCGGCAACAAUUUCCUCGACCACCACAACCAUAAGCGGCAACAAAAUACAAACCAUUAAUGCUAAAAAUUUGACACCCCAACAGCAACGGAUACUAAUACAAAAUCUAAAACAACAGCAGCAACAACAAAAUCAACAACAAACUAUAAAUCAAAAUCAAAUACAAUUUAAAACCGUACAAUUGGUGGGCAGUGCAUCAGCUACACAAGCUAAUAUGGCCGGAAGAGCACAGACUGUAACUAUGGCCACAACGCAGCAACAACAAAACACACCAAAAACCGCUGUUGUGGUAGUCUCACAAGACAAUGGAACACAGCCACAACAAAAUAUAACACGAAUACUCAAAACAACCAGUCCACAAUUAAAGUCCGAAAUGUCGGCAGCAACGGCUGGAGGCACCCGCGUUAUCACAAGUUCUAGCGGCCAAAUAAUAUCACUGGAUAGUUUAAUACAAAAACAAGGAGGCACACUGCGUAUUACUGGCACCGGCAAUGCCGCACAGACUAUUAAAACAACAAAUAUGCUGCAAAAAUCUCAACAACAUCAACAAGUGAAACAACAGCAGCAGCAGCCCCAACAAUAUGCCAUUGUUUCUGUACCGAAUAGUAUUAUUUCACUGGGCAGCAAUUCAAACUUUACCGUGGGCCAAAGAAUUAUCACCACCCAGGCUGGCUCCAGCAACACUACGUCUUUGGUGAAUUUAGACACCACAAAAGUAACAUCUUCAGUAGUUUCAACGGGCACAGGACGUGUUAUUACCGCUACAGCUGCUGGCACGAAAAUUAUUACAAAACAGUCAUCUGCCGGCUCAGCUGCAGCUGGUAAUAUACGUGUUAUAAACACGGUCAAUCAAACGGGCAACAUUAAUUUGGCCACCUUACAGGGUAAACAGGUGGUCUUAACCUCCGGUAAGACUUUGAAUACUAUUAGCAAAGCUCAACUGCAACAGCAUCAGCAAAAUGUGGUACAAACUCAACAGGGCAGUAUUGUUAUUGGUGGACAAACGGUUAAGCUGCAGCAAGGAACUACAAAUAUUCAACAAUUGCUGCAAAAGAGCGGCAAUAUCAUUGCGAGCCAAAACUCAUCAACAAAUCUCACAACGGCAACACCACAACUGCAGACCGUUAUCAUGGGUAAUCAAAUAUUAAGGGUGCAACAAAUACCACAAAUCGUAUCGACAGCAAAUCGUUUAAAUGUGUCCAACACAAAAACAAUUAGCCAUAAUAUGGAUAAUAGUUUAACAAACACAAACUCCAAUACGCCAAAAACAAUAUUUGUAGGAUCGACGGGACAAACGUUAAGACUACAGCCAGCCACAUCCCAAACACAAACAAUACAAAAUAAAAACAUAAUUUUACAAACGCAGCAACAGAAUCCCACAAAUAAAACUGCCACCAGUGGAAAUGUCAGCACCACACCAAAUCGCGUCGUUUUAGCCGUACAAGGUGGUGGUCAAAUAUUUUUAUCACCCAAUUUUCAAGGUGGUAAUAUUAAUCUUAAGUCAUUGCAAAAUAUGAAGGUGGUAUCGUUGGCUCAACAUCCCUCAGCUAAAGUUAAAGAUACAACUUCAAGCACCUCCGCAUCAGCAUCAUCGUCGUCAUCCGCCUCCUCAUCGUUGACAGCUCAACAGACCAUUUUAAAAACGACAUCUACACCCACUACAAGUGAUAAAAAUGUUUGAAAGCAUUACUUUUAAAACUCUUUUUUUUAUAUAAUGUGAACAAACAAACAAAAAAAGAAAAGCAAAUAAGCGUUUAUUGUCGUUUCAUUUUUUAGUCUAUAAAUCUAUACAUACGCCAAGCGUAAAUAAUAUGUCAUUUAUAACCCAAAAUAUUUUUGUACAUAGGACACACAACACACACCCAUACAUUAUAGAUAAUGUAAUAUACAAUACACAUAUAUAGAAUAAAUAAAUAUUAUUAACAUUAUUACUAUUAUUAUAUUAUAAACUUGCAAUUAUUCCCCCCAACCCAAUCAUACCUUCACUUCCAAACUCCCUCCCUCCCUGCUUUAGUUUCAUCAUUUUACUUAAGCGUUAAUUAUACAAAACACAUUUUGUACGAAAUUUAAUUUAUAUUAAUUAAUGUUUAACACACACUUACACCUACAUCCCCCCUACUUGAGUUAGUAAUAAAAGAGUUUAUUUUUUUUAAAUUAUAAAUGAUUAGCUUAAUAAUAAAAACUUAAAUAAAAAACAUCUUGAAUAUAAUAUGGCUUUUAGAAA